Molecule: messenger RNA, 855 nt
Organism: Cylicocyclus nassatus
Lineage: Eukaryota; Metazoa; Nematoda; Chromadorea; Rhabditida; Strongylidae
Source: the annotation of a GenBank genome assembly
AUGCAAUGGUGGGUCAAGUGUCGUGAAGGCUAUUUCGGUAUUGGUCUGCUUGCCAAUUUAAACUGGUGUAUCUCCUCCACAUUGGUUGGGUACUGCUACGAUACCUUGAGUAUGCUUCAACAAUCAAUCUCUCAGGCACAUUGGGUUGCUUGUUCAGCCGUAUUUUCCAAUAACUAUAUAAAAGGUGCAGCCCCACUACGUCCAUGUAAGGAAUUUUGUGGAAAAUCUAUCAACCAGACUGAAGAAGAUCGAAACCAUUGUCUUGGCAUGGAUCUUUGCAUGAGAUCAGGAAAAUUCAAACCAUGGGGAUUUGCAGUAAGCAUGCCGCGUUGUGAGGUGUAUGUACGAAAUGUGCUUUUUCAAAUGCAAAGGGUUAUGGCCUCCUACGCCGUCACUGAAGAUGCUUACUUCGACCCGCCUAUGCUUACCUUGUACAUUCGACAGAAACUUGGAGGAAGAUACAAAGCUAUUGUUCACAAGUACAUGUAUGACCUUUUGGAAACAUUGAGACAACAAGAAGGAAUCUGGGGAUCACUUCGGUUAGGAUUCGAUAAACACACUUUUCGCCUUGGACUAGCUGGCGGUCCAAGGGCUUUCAUGGACCUUAACAAGGCCAAAUCAACACUGAGAAUUUUUCUGGGCCUUCUUUUGGAACAAAAAGCAACGCUGAAUCAGUUCGAUGGCAUUGGAUGCGCUGCAACAAAGACCAACAUUGCAUGUACUUUCGGAAGAUCUCAGGAGCUUCAAGCAGCAGAGCUGAGAAGAGACUGCGCGAAAUUCAACAAGAGACUCACUUGCAUAGGCCGGGUAGGAAGACUUUGUUUGCAACGAUCACUGAUGAAGGAUGUGGGUUAG